Messenger RNA from Coprinopsis cinerea okayama7#130, 759 nucleotides. RefSeq lists its product as hypothetical. The record is from RefSeq and is a predicted model, not a curated record. NCBI's taxonomy places the organism in Eukaryota, Fungi, Basidiomycota, Agaricomycetes, Agaricales, Psathyrellaceae. The transcript has 3 exons. The coding region runs from base 1 to 759 and encodes 252 amino acids.
AUGUUCUACUCGACGACGACUAUUCCUCCACCAGGGUCGGACGCGCACGUCGAACUACAACAGUCUCUUCCUGGAACGAUACAGGCUCACCGGUGCCACAUUUUCCUCAGAUCUGACAAGCGACCCACCGAGUUCCCGGAGAAGUAUAUAUCUCCCAUCCACCGUGCUCUGCUGCUCCGGUUUUUCCGACAAGGUGUCAUCGCCAACUCGGCUUGGUAUCCCGACGCUUCCGCCUCCGACGUCCCUGCUGCAACGGUUUUCACACCUCUCGCUGGGAGACUUGAUAUACCCGAGGUAUCCUUGGAGAAUAUUGAUGCUGUUGAGAAGCGGAUAAAGGCGCAUUUGGAGCUUGAAGGGCCGGUGUCGAAGGAGACUGGAAGACUGGUGGAUUUGUAUGUGUGUACGCAUGCUGCGAGGGAUUGUAGGUGUGGGGAGAUGGGUGGGUUAGUUGCGAAGGCCCUUAGGGAGGCUGCGGAGGAGUGGAAUAAGAGUAAGGGGGCUGAGGGUGUGAGAGUGAGGGUUGGAGAGGUUGGGCAUGUUGGUGGACAUAAGUAUGCUGCGAAUGUGUUGGCGUAUCCGCAUGGCGAGUGGUUUGGUAUGGUUCGCCCAGAACAUGCUUUAAAGUUGCUGGAGACACUUGUUUCUUCACCUAUUCGUCCGUUGACGGAGAGAGAUCCGCCAACGUGGAGGUCGCAUUGGCGCGGACGGAUGGGGUUAGGAAAGGAUGAACAAAUAGAGCUGUUCAAAUUGACCCAAUAG